UUGGGGGGCAAGCACAUGUCAUGUAUAUUUAGGGUAAUACCAUGACUAAAUAAACUAAAUCUGUAUGAUUUGUGAUAAUUAUUGUUUAUUUGUGUUUCAGACUCUGGUCCUGGUCCUGGAAAUAAUGUUAGUCUACUUGAUAUGAGUGCCUGCAGCACAUCAAGUCGCAAUGACAGCAAAUGCGGUGACUUUCAAUUCACCACUCCUCUUCCAUUUCGAAAGACAAGAAAUAUUUCAUCAUCAACUCCUGAUAUGAAAGGAAGUACCAGUAAGAUUAACCCUGAUGUGGAAAAUGAGGUGUCAAGGCUCUUGGCAGAGAGAGCAGAACUUGAGAACAGACUGUGCCUGACACAGCAGGAACUCAAUGACAUGGAAAACAAAUUCCAGUCAUUGUUACAAGAAAAAGUAAGCCACGAAUCUUCCAUCACUGAUCUUCAAAAAGAAAUCCAAGGCUUGAAACAAGAAAAUGGUCUGCUAAUGGACAAAGUACAAAUAAAUGCAACAACCAAUGAUAAACUUGAAACACUAGAAGGGGAGCUCAAAACAGUCAAAGUGCUGCUGCAAGAAAAGGAAGGGAUAAUCUCUAGUCUUAAUUUUGAACUGAGCUGCGCUGCUGAAAAUUCAAGAGCUGAUCUUGAGAUGGAACAGGAGAGAAACAAGGCUCUUAGUGAAAGAAUAUCUUACCUAGAAAGAACAGUUUCAGAAGUGACAAGUAACAGAGAUGAAGUGGAAGAAGCAAACCAAACUCUUCAUGAGUUGGUGGCACAACUGAGAAGAGAGAACAUUGAGUUGAGAACAAAACUUGACAAGACAGAAGAAACAUUAGAGAUUAUCCGUAACAAACUGGCGACAACUGUUAAUGAAGGCCAGAGCAAGAUAGGUGCUCUGGAAGAAAUGUUGAGCAAAGAGAUGCUGAAAAGUAAAGAGUUUGGAGAAAAACUGGAGUUUUCCCUUAAGCAGAGCGGGGAAAAUUUUAGCAAAGCCCAGUCUAGAAUUGCUCAGCUUCAAGAGACAAAUGGAAGGUUGGAAAGCAGGAAUCAGGAGUUAGAGGCAAAGCUGUUUGAGAUAAUUGAGAAAGAACAAUCUGCAGAAGAAAGAGCAAGCUGUUUGUCAGUGGAGAAAUUUUCUCUUGAGAGCAGACUUCAAAAGUGUGAAAGUGACUAUGAACAGCGCCUUUCUAUCGCAAAUGACCAGGUGGAAUCACUUCAAAAAGAACUUCAAAAGUGUGAAGAGAUGAUGACCGAUAAUCUGAGAUCACUCACAGGCAAAUACCAAGACCUGGAAGAAUCCUACUCUUGCUUUCAAUCUGAGGCUGAAAAAGAGAAGAAUCUGAUUUUAGCUGAGCUAGAAGUCACUAGACAAUCUCUCCAGAAAAGCCAACAGGAAUCUGAUCGGCAACAGAACACGUGUGUUUUCCUCAAACGACAAAAUGAACAGAUGCAAGAGGACUGCGAUGAACUUAAUGAACAAAUACAGAGUUUAAAGGUUGAGGUGGACUCAAUGAGAGAUAUGGUGUCCCAGCAUCGACGAGACUUCGAGUCAGCCAAGGGUGAAGUGGAAUCUACUAAAGAAGAGAUGACAAAACAUGUGGAAGAAGCGGAAUUAAACAAGGCUUCUCUCAGAAAAGAACUAGACCUGGCUCACAAUACAAUCAUGGAUCUGCAAAAACGAGAAGAAACUUUAUCUCAGGAAUUACAACUCAGGCUAAGUAAUCAGAAGAAACAAGAUGAAGAACUGGAAACGGUUAAAGCCGAAAUGGACAGAGCAAAAUGUGAACAGCAAGAUACAGAAAGAAGAAUGAGGGUUGAACUCGAUAGGCAAAUAAAAUCACUUGAAGAUAAAGCUGCUAAAUCGAAAGAGGAAUUUGGAAGACGUCUUGUGGAAACCCAAAAGAAGUUAUCACAAACGGAGAUCAAUUUUGAGAAAUUUAAAAGCGAUCACGAACUGAAAAUAAAGGAGAGAGACAGAGAAAUGGAAAGGAAGCUAUUCUCCGCAGAGGAAGAAGUAAACAGACUGAAGUCUGAUUUAUCCAGCAAAACCACCAAUGAAGGCCAGUUGAAUGAACUGAAAGCUGAAAUUGAAAUGUGGCGAACUAAAUACGAGGAACUAUGUGAAAAAAUCGAACCCUUCAAGGAGCAGUUAGACGAAUUUGAAGCUGAAAGAAAUGCUCUUCUUUGUCAAAACAGUCAGGCCAAAGAUGAGGUUGCCAAACUAGGCCAGCAGUAUGCCAAGUUACUAGGCCACCAGAACAAGAAACAGAAGAUUCAUCACGUGGUAAAACUGAAGGAAGAAAAUAAUAAUCUCAAAGCUGAAAUAACGAAGCUCAGAGAUCAAGCUGAAAAACAGAAAAGGGCCAUGAAGAAAUUGGAAGAAAAAGUCGAUCAGGUUUCAGGAAAGAGAAGAUUUAAUCCUGCCGAGGCUUUUUCUCAGCACAAGAAAGAGAACAUGCCUCUUUCAGUUCUUUCAAAUGGAAAUGGAGCGGUCAAACGUUGACGUAACCUAGCAACCCUCGUCUGAGUCUGUAAAAAUCGUCAUAUAAAAUUAAAAUAUUUUUUUACAUACAAGAAGAUUCCUAAUGCCCAUAGCUGCUAAUCUGCGACUCAUUGUUCACAGCAAUCGAUGAAAGCCAGGCACUCGCUGACAGCGCAUGCUUUAUCGUCAAGAUCAUAAAGAUUUCACAGUGCAGUUGGACCCCGCUAACUGCAACCGGGUUUUUCCAGUUUCCUGUUAUUUCGAACUCAAAAUCAUUCCCGUUAGAUUUGCCCUUCAGACACUUUCUAUCGGCUAUUUUAACUAUUUCUCGUUUCCCCUGAGAGUUCGAAAUAGAGAGGUUCAACUGCAUUUCGCAUUUGCAACGUUUUGUGAUCUAAAUCCCUUUUACUUUCAAAUAUAAGGCCUAGUUGACGCUGGCGACAGUGACAUAGUAACAGAAUCGCUUAUGUCGGUAAUGUGAAUAUUGACAUAAAGAUAUCAGGGGAAGAUCAGUUUUUCUUUUCUUAUGUCUUUAUGUUCAUGCUUUUAUGUUGCUAUUAUGUCAUUAUGUCAGGAUGUUCACACUGCAAACAUAACGACAUAACGUCCUGCUUAUGUCAUUAUGUCGCUAGUGUGAAAGCGUCAAUAAUUAAUGAAGUAGACCAUAUGCAAAAAUGAUAACUUCUGUGAAAGAAAAGAAAAAGUUGCCAUAUUCACGUUAUUUGGGAGAGUACUGACCUAGUAAUGGGAUCCUUUUACGAACAUCAAAAUAUAUGAACUUGGAUUACUUUAUUAUAAAUAGUUUGCAAGAAAUGAAUCAAUACAUAUAUACGUUUUAUCGCAUUCAUUCAUACUUGUGCAGUGAAGAGGCCCUUUGCAGCUGGGGUCACGUGACCAAAUUUUUCCCAGAAAAUUUUUAUAUUAUGGGCUAAG
Orbicella faveolata is the source of this 3405-nucleotide messenger RNA. RefSeq lists its product as uncharacterized. NCBI's taxonomy places the organism in Eukaryota, Metazoa, Cnidaria, Anthozoa, Scleractinia, Merulinidae. Gene Ontology annotation, cellular component: membrane. The record is from RefSeq and is a predicted model, not a curated record. Gene Ontology annotation, molecular function: hyaluronic acid binding.